GAUCCACCGUACGGCGACCGUUCAAUUCAAUUGAUUCACCGCCGUCUUCAGCUCAGCUACGCGUUCUCCGCUGCGAAAAAGACUCCGCCUCCUGUUCUUCUGUUCGUCCGGAGACAAAUCGUUGUUGUGGUACAAGUGGGAUGCUGCCGGAGAAGAUUCGCUCGGAAAUCAGUGUUACGAUUUCACUCUGCUCUCUAGAUGGGAAAUACUCAAGGGAAACCGGUGUCCUUCACCGAUGAGGUCAACCUCAACCAUUUCCGCCUCCUUCGGGUGGUAGGAAAAGGUGCAUUUGGUAAAGUUCGCAUUGUUGAGCGAAAAGAUACCGGCUUGACGUUUGCUCUGAAAUAUAUUCGGAAAGAAGAAGUGGUCCGGUCGGAAAGCGUACGGAAUAUCAUUCGUGAACGAAGAAUGCUCGAGCAUUUGAACCAUCCAUUUCUUUGCAACUUGAGAUACAGCUUUCAGGAUAUAGAAUACAUCUACAUUGUGGUGGAUUUGAUGAAUGGCGGUGACCUGCGAUUUCACAUCUCAAGAAAAUGCUUCACCGAAGAAGCUGUGCGGUUUUGGAUAGCAGAACUUGGCUGUGCUCUGAGAUAUAUUCAUUCCCAGGGUAUCAUCCAUCGCGAUGUCAAACCAGACAAUGUGCUCCUUGAUUCGGAGGGUCAUGUCCACUUGGCUGAUUUUAACGUCGCAUCGGACUUCCGGCCGAGCAAGCCUUUGACAAGCAAAUCUGGAACCUUGGCAUACUUAGCUCCUGAAGUGUACGAAGGCGGUGGGUACUUUUGUGAGGUCGAUUGGUGGUCGCUUGGUGUGACAUUCUACGAGUGCAUCUACAACAAGCGACCAUUCGAAGGCCGUAGCCAAGAUACUCUUAGUGAAAACAUCAAGAAAGCCUCGCCGAAAUACUUUGUCACAAACCCAGCAGUUACUGUCCCAUGUUUGCGAGCAAUGGGCGCUCUGAUCGAGAGAGACCGAAGCAAGCGAAUUGGCGCUGUGAGCUUCGAAAGCUUCACUUCUCAUCCCUUCUUUGCCGACUACGACUUUGAGGCUUUGGAACGAAAAGAGAUUCUGCCUGUUUUCCGACCGUCGAGUGAUAAGACCAAUUUCGACGCAACGUACGAUCUAGAAGAAUUGCUGCUUGAGGAGGCACCACUCGAAGCUAGAGCACGUCGGCAAAAGCCUAGAGCGGAACUGAGAGAAGAUGCGACGGCAAAGGAAAUCCGGGAAGAUGAACUGCAUCGUCUUAUUGAGACCAUGUUCGAGCCAUUUGACUACACAACCGUAACUUUCAGAGGGUAUGUCGACAUGCUUGCUUUGGAUUCAAUAAUGCUAACCAGCUACAGCAAUGCCGCCGAAGCAAUUGCCGCAACAACAAACCCAGAAGACUGCCUCCCAACCAAUGGCCAGCCUGGCCGCGCUGGUUCAACCCACUCGAGGCAGGUGUCACAACCUGACUCCUCGAGGGGUUCGCCGCCUUUGCGUAACGAUGGAUCCGUCAGCCGUCUUAACGCCGCCGAGAACGUCUCCUCCCCGCUUACGGGGACUGUCGAGCCGCAAGAUGUUGCCCCGCCUCCACCGCCGCAAGAGAGACAGGCUCCCUCUCCUGCUCCCCCACCGCCGGCUCCCUCCUUCCAUCGACCAUUCCCGCCCCCCGCUGCUGGCGCCCGAGGAGGAGCAACACGCAAGACGAGUAAGGGUGGUGGAGUACAAAUGGUGUUGGACGAGACCGGUAGCUGGAGUGAGUUGGCAAGCCACAGUUCCACACUGCCGGCCGAGGGUUAUGAUCAGGCUGGGGAUAAGGGAAAGUCCAACAGUGGAAUGCUCGCUUUCCUGAGCCGGAAGAAGGGACGCGACAGGAGUCCCAAACCCCAAGAGCCCGGUGUUUUGGGCAAGGAGGGAGCCAGGCAAAUCAUCAGCUGAGGAUAAUAUUCCUGGUUUGAAUGACCUUGAACAAAACGGCUCUCGAUUCUGCUGUCCAUCUGGACGAUAAUGAACGUGUCACAGUC
Messenger RNA from Aspergillus wentii DTO 134E9, 2003 nucleotides. RefSeq names its product serine/threonine-protein kinase. Gene Ontology annotation, biological process: peptidyl-serine phosphorylation; intracellular signal transduction. The record is from RefSeq and is a predicted model, not a curated record. The transcript is spliced from 7 exons. Bases 199 to 1917 code for a protein of 572 amino acids. Gene Ontology annotation, molecular function: protein serine/threonine kinase activity; ATP binding. NCBI's taxonomy places the organism in Eukaryota, Fungi, Ascomycota, Eurotiomycetes, Eurotiales, Aspergillaceae.